AUGUCUGGUGCUGGCCUCUCAUACGGACUUAAUAUCACAAAGAAAAAGCCUGGAGAUAGACCCCAACCCGCAAAGCGGAAACCCAUAUUCGACGAAGACGACGAUUCAGAUGGCGAUGGCAAGGAGACGGAAGUUGCAGUGGAAGAGAUUGGAGAGAUUGGAGGAUUAUCUGGCGAUUCAAAAUCUUCAGCCCCCUCCCGCGGCAAUGGUUUCUCCUCCACGAAGCAAAAGCCGAACGGUGGCAACUCAAAGAAGGCGCCUAUUAGAAUGUACGGCGAUCUAUCGGCCUCCUUCACAUCCAAAAAGCAUGCAGAGACGGCGGAGGAACUAGAUGCGAGUAUUUACGAUUACGAUGCCGUUUACGACUCCCUCAAACCCCAGAAAAAGGUCACCCAGGAGGAUAUCGAGCGCAAACCAAAAUACAUGAGCAAUCUUCUUGCCGCAGCAGCAGUUCGAAAGCGUGAUGCUACAAUUGCCGAAGAGAAGAAAUUGGCUAGGGAGAGAGAAGCUGAGGGCGAUGAAUAUGCAGAUAAGGAGAAGUUCGUCACGUCGGCGUAUAAGAAGCAACAAGAGGAAAACCGGCGGCUUGAGCAGGAAGAACGGCUUCGAGAAGAGCAGGAGCGGAAACAAAACAAGGGAACGGGGAUGACGAGCUUUUACAAGAAUAUGCUAGAGAAAGGAGAGCAAAAGCAUGCUGAAAUUGUGAAAGCUGCCGAGGAGCAAGCUAAGAAGGGGAUUGUGGACGAAGAAGGGUCGCCGAAAGAAAAGAGCGAGGCGGAAAUUGCCCGGGAGAUCAACGAAAAGACUGGCGGCGCUAUUGCUGUUAAUGAUGAGGGACAAGUAGUCGACAAACGACAACUACUCACGGGGGGUCUAAAUAUAAUACCAACAAAGAAAAGCACCGCUCCAGCAAACGCUUCUCGUGGAGGCCCAUCAAUGUCGGAUCGAAGUAGAGGAUCGGGAUUUGUUGGGGCUGGAGGUGGCAAGCAAGCAAUGCGGGAGCGUCAAACGCGUAUGAUGGAAGCCCAGCUUGAACAAGCUACCAAGCGGGCUUUGGAGCAAGACGAAGAAGACAGGGAGAAGAUUGAACGCGCAUCGAAGAGCAGAAAGACUGAAGGGGAUAUCAUGAGUGCUAAGGAGAGAUACCUUGCUCGAAAGAAGGAGGCUGAGGAAGCGAAGAAGAGGGGCGAAGUGCCCUGA
Venustampulla echinocandica is the source of this 1200-nucleotide messenger RNA. RefSeq names its product putative Nuclear speckle splicing regulatory protein 1 like protein. Gene Ontology annotation, biological process: regulation of alternative mRNA splicing, via spliceosome. Lineage: Eukaryota; Fungi; Ascomycota; Leotiomycetes; Helotiales; Pleuroascaceae. The record is from RefSeq and is a predicted model, not a curated record. The coding region runs from base 1 to 1200 and encodes 399 amino acids. The transcript has a single exon.